AUGGAGAAGGCCAGCACAGCAACGCAGCCCUCUUUGCCUGCGUGCUGGGGCUUCCCACCAUACGAUGCCUCACUUUCUAUCCUCACGCAGGCGCACUCUGGCCUGCACGAGGAUAAAAAGCCAACAGUUGUUCUUCAAGGUCUCAGGCAGAGAAAGAUAUUUCCAACCCCUGCUAACGGGAGCUGCCGGGGAUCGAACCAGCGACCUUCUGCAGGAAAACUCAACGCUCUGCUUCAAAGUGGCAGCCUCAUCCAGCUGAGGGACUAUAAAUUAGAAACUGAGGGGGUGGAGGAAGAGAGCAGGCUGCUGCAAGAUAGACCUAACGUGCCUGCGGAGAGAUUUUCCACUGCAGCAAUCCCACCGCCGGAGAGGGUUGUCCCCCUGCUCAGCGCCAAGAUGACAGCUCUCUGUAUCUGCUUCUUCUCCCUCUUCUGCCUGACCGUCUCCCAAACGAUCCCCAGACUGAAGUUGAUCCCGACAGUCGAACUCAAUAAAACACAGAGUCUCAAGACCUGGAACCCAACAGCCUCUUUGUACAAGAGGCUCGGAGCAGGAGCAGUCUAUCUGAAUCACAAGAAUUUUGGAUUUUCUGACGUGGCAUCCAAUCCCAUUAGGGCCAAACCAGACCUGCACGUGGAGUCCCAUGUCCGUGUCUGGAGUUCCCAGCGAUUUGUUAAAACUCAGUUCCCAGAUAGUUUGAAUGUAAGUUUUAUGGAAGAAGCAAGCCUGAGUAUCCUGUUUCAUGAUGCCGGAUCCGAACAGCUCUUCAUCGGAGGCCGCGAGCAACUGUGGAUCCUAACUUUUAAGGACUCUGUGGUUACUCCAACACGGAUCCCACUGAGCGCUGAAGAAAAGGUGAAAGAGGACUGCAAGAAGAAGGCUGGAGUGGCCCAGGCGGAUUGCCAUAAUUUCAUCCAGGUGAUCCAGAGGCUGAAUGCUACAAACAUCAUAGUCUGUGGCACCAACGCCGCUUCACCCAAGUGCUGGCUUCUGGACAACAACAACACCUAUUUCGAAAGCCAUUCACUCAAAGCCAGUGCAGAAAACAUCAUCCCAGCAUUUCCAUCUCAAGCCGCCGUGACCAUUGCAGCAGAAGGCAACCUUUAUUCCGCAUUGUCCGGAAACAAGAGCACCAUAUGGAGGAGCUACGGAACCAAAAAGCUGAUUAAGACUGAAGACAAUUGGCUGACCAGAGCAGAAUUUGUCAGUGCCGGCCUGCUGGCGGAGAAGAAUAAAAUAAACGAUGAAAUUUACUUCUUUUACAACGAGUUCAACCAGAGCGCUGGGCUAGACGAUGAGCCUUAUAAAGCUCAGCUCGGGCGUGUGUGCAAGGUGGACGAUGGUGGUGGAAAAGGCUUCAUGCCAGAUGUAUGGACCUCUUUCCUGAAGGCAAGGCUGGUCUGUGGAAAUCCCAAAGAUCCCAAGCGUUUUCAUCGCCUCCGGGACGCCUUUCUCCUCGGGGAAGGCCGGACCCUCUAUGGAGUCUUCUCCAAUCUGUGGGGUAAAACAGCUGUUUGUAAGUAUUCCAUGAAUGAAAUCAGUUCUGCUUUCAAGACUUCUAAGUUCAAGGGCUUUACCGGUUCCAUUCCCGCUACCAGACCUGGCACGUGUGUGGCAACAUCUUCCCAAAUUCCCAGAACCACUCUGACCAUCAUUAAAGACUACCCAGAAAUCGAGACCGUCAUCUACCCAGAAGGGCGGCGUCCCCUCUACAUUCUCGAGAAUAAUGAGUCCUACACCCGAGUUGUGGCAGACAGGGUGCGAGAUGCCAGCAACGCCACUCGUGUUGUCCUAUUCCUUGGGACAGAUCAAGGGAAGAUCCAUAAGGUGCUUCAAAACGGAGAGCAGACGGUGGUCAUUGCAGAGCUCAGCCCCUUCAAAAACGAAGCACCUGUCUCCUCCAUGGUCUUGGAUGCCACUAUGGGUCACCUGUACGUAAGCACUGAAUUCGAGGUGGUGCGCCUAUCACUGGCAGAUUGCGACCACUACAAAGACACCUGCUGGAACUGCGUCCUGGCCCGUGACCCGUAUUGUGGGUGGGAUCCAAACGGCCAGACUUGUUCGGCUGUCUCUCAGUCCGGAAACUACAGUGGCAGCUUGCUUCAGAGCCUGGCUCUGCAGUCCACAGAUGUGUGCAAAGGUGUUGAAGAAAAAAAAGUCCAGGAGGCUCUCAAGAAAGUGAGCGUGGACCCCAGCAGCUAUAUCUAUUUGCCGUGCCCUCUGCGAUCUCACCACGCUAACUACACUUGGGUCAAGGAUGACUCCGAGGAGUAUUCGUGUUCCAUGGAUGGGGAAUCCUGCACUCUUCGUUUCGGGGAGAGCACCCCCAUGGAAAAGGGCAUCUUCAAAUGCACGGCCAAGGAAGAAGGCUACCGAGAGGAAAUCACUGCUUAUGAGGUCACAUUCAACAGCGGCCAGAUCCCAGAGGUCUCCUUGGUGGUGGUAGCCACAGGAGUCUUAUUCCUGGCCAUAACAAUUCUCCUCUUAUAG
This is a messenger RNA of Eublepharis macularius, 2490 nucleotides long. Its product is annotated as semaphorin-7A-like. Bases 1 to 2490 code for a protein of 829 amino acids. Gene Ontology annotation, biological process: semaphorin-plexin signaling pathway; positive regulation of cell migration; negative chemotaxis. Lineage: Eukaryota; Metazoa; Chordata; Lepidosauria; Squamata; Eublepharidae. The record is from RefSeq and is a predicted model, not a curated record. Gene Ontology annotation, molecular function: semaphorin receptor binding; chemorepellent activity. The transcript has 18 exons.